CGUGUUGGGAGGAAUAUGACCGCAGCGCGGCGAACCGCCUGAGUGGGACUUCUCACACACCUUGGUUUGUUCGCUGCACUCAUCAAUGUUUACCCUAUUUAACUGUAUAAAUAACGGCGGCUUCUGAACACAGAAAAGCAGAUCAGACGGUGAAGUUGACAGCUUGGAUGUGGCACAGCACUACAGUUACCCAAAGAUGACGGAAGAGGUGAUCGUCGUCGCCAAGUUUGACUACAUUGCCCAGCAGGAGCAGGAGCUGGACAUCAAGAAGAACGAGCGUCUGUGGCUGCUGGAUGACUCCAAAUCCUGGUGGCGGGUGCGCAAUGCCACCAAUCGGACGGGCUUUGUGCCGUCUAACUAUGUGGAGAGGAAGAACAGUGCUAGGAAGACCUCCAUUGUGAAGAACCUCAAGGACACCCUAGGAAUCGGGAAGGUCAAGAGGAAGCCCAGCAUGAGGGACACGGCCUCCAACGCCGACAGCGAUGUCUUCUCUGACAAUGGAGAGCGGCUGUAUGACCUGAACCUGCCAGCACUGGUGAAGUUUAGCUAUACAGCUGAGCGUGAGGACGAGCUGUCGCUGGUGAAGGGCACGCGAGUCAUCGUCAUGGAGAAAUGCAGUGACGGCUGGUGGCGGGGCGGCUACGGUGGCCAUGUGGGCUGGUUUCCCUCCAACUACGUGACGGAGGACCCCGAUGGAAUGGCGGCAGGCGACCCGGCCGCCUCGUUGACGGAGAAGCUGGCAGCCGCAGUGCAGAGCGCCAACGGCAAUCGCGUGCUUCACGUGGUGCAGGCUCUCUACCCCUUCAGCUCCGGGAACGAGGAGGAACUGAGCUUCGACAAGGGCGAGGUUAUGGACGUGGUAGAGAAGCCGGAAAAUGACCCCGAGUGGUGGAGAUGCCGCAAGGCUGACGGCCAGCUGGGCCUGGUGCCAAAGAACUAUGUGACGAUCCUGCAGAACUCCCAGGGUGGCCCGGGGAACGGCGGCCCGCCCACACCCGACUGUGACUACAUCGAGCCAUCGGCGAGCGGCAGGUUUGCCGGAAAACAGUGGUACUACGGCAGGGUGACCCGGCACCAGGCGGAGGUGGCACUGAACCAGCGCGGUGUCGAGGGUGACUUCCUCAUCAGGGACAGCGAGUCCUCGCCCAAUGACUUCUCCAUCUCCCUGAAGGCCCAGGGUAAGAACAAGCACUUCAAGGUGCAGCUGAAGGACAGUCUAUACUGCAUUGGCCAGCGCAAGUUCAGCUCCAUGGAAGAGCUUGUGGAACACUACAAGAAGGCUCCCAUCUUCACCAGCGAGCAAGGGGACAAACUGUACCUGGUCAAAGCCCUGUCCUGAUCCUGAGCUGAUGACUCCCCCAGAUGUUUUGUUUCGCCCACAUCCCAUGGGUGGUAAUAAGUCAUUUCAGAAAGAGAAUCAGAAUGUGAGCUUUUUCUGUGGACUCCUGCGUAUCAAAGAACCCGACAUACUCGAUUAUUUUCCAAUGAUUUCAUUUUGGGAGUUGUGUUUAGGUCAUAGAUAUGUAUGUAUGUUGACCAGAGCAUUUAUCAGCUACAAUUUAGUUUUGUUAAUGUAUACAUAUAUAAAUAUAUAUUCAUUUUAAAGCUUGCCUUUCUCAAACGGAACCUCCCAGGACUUUGUGGGAGAGUAGAGUCUGAGGGGGUGUGGUUUAUGAAGUCAGUGGACUCUGGGUUCCAUUAGGAUUAUACAUUUACCUUUUCAGCAGUGCUGCCAGACCUGCAUUCUAAUCAUUGAGGAAAAUCCAACCUUGACCAAAACAUGUUUUAUCAGGUUUUUUUUUUUUUUUUUUGUCGAAAUUAACUUAAGGUUGGGUGACUGACAGGUGCUGGGAGUUGGGUGAGUGGGUCCAGGCUGUCAGGGCACUCUGGGUAUGGCCUGCUGUACCAUAGAGUAGACUUCCGCAGCCAGCUGAGAGGUCUAAGAGUUGGCCGAGGAGCUACGUGGGGUGCUGGUGCCGUGUGUUGUAUAGGUUCACCAUGGUCUGAGUUAGAGUUGGGGCAAGGAGCAGGUCAAGAUCCCAGCUCAUGUGCUCCUAGAGAACACGCUGCAGUCCGAUAGCACCGCCCCACACGCACCAACUGUAGCACUAAUCGGAGUGGAGCUCGGCUGCCUGCAAGCUUCUCUGCUGGCUUUGGGACAAAGAGUGGUGGAGGGUCCUGCUGUGGGGAGCCAUUUGCUAGUCUGUGUGUGCUCUCACUGACCUGUCCCUUCGUCACGUUCUUUUUCCCUGUUUUGGACCACAGGUGAGAGGCUCCCUCUCUGGACAAGAGGAGUUCAGUGCCAUUAGUUCAUCUGGGAGGACUGUAACACUGAGCUGCGUGUGUUUGUCCCACUGUACAUGUGACUGGCUUAGCAUUGCCAUAGAACAGCCCCUUCUCAUUGAAACAAUGACUAAUUAGUCUGAGUGUUGAUCCAAGCAGAGAAAAGAGACAAGUAUGCGCGUGCGUGUGUGCAAUUGAUUUCUCACGCUGCUUCAUUCACUUCCAUAUUCACAUCUUGCUUUAUGAUACCCAUUUGCCUUCAGAGAUCACAGAGCUGUGUGUGUACAGCACUUGCCAGUGUUAAAAUCAUUUCCUGUUUGUGACUUUUCUGCACCGCUGCGAAUGUGCGUGUUUCUGCUGCCUGCACUGAAGGUCGACUUGGUAUGAAACCGAACGUAGUGUGGAAAAAUCAUCUUUCUACAUCUCAGAUUUCUCUUUUUACUUCACGAGACAAAAUAUUCUCAUUGUGGCCGCGUUGGGGUAGAUUAGAUUGAGAGGUAAAGUUUUAGAGCAACAUGAUGCUUGUCUGUACGGAAAAAUAUGGUAUUCUUUAGAAUCCGUCUCUGAUUCCAGUGGUGCUUGGGGGGGGGGGACAGCAAAAAAGUCCUUUAUUCUUCACCAGGGACACAAUUUUAAUGAUUUUUUCAUGUGCCUGAGUUGGAAUAAAGAAUGUUUUGGUAGAAGAAAUGGAAAAAAUGUGUGUGUGAAAUGCAGACGGAAAAGUCGAGAAAGCAACUAUGGGGCAAGACAGAGGCCCGAAGUACCACCAGUCCAAGUGAAUUGAUAAAAAGCAGAAAAUGAAAAGCUGCGGAACAAUUUCUGUCCUGCGCAAGCAACACGUCGUCAGUAUUUCAGGAAAACGAUGAGGUCAUGUAGGCAUAGCUUCAGUUGAGGACCACGCUCCUUUUACCAGCACGUUCUCUUCUAGGUUUCAUCCUUCCGCCUAUGGAGAGCAGCAGCUCAUCCUCAGUUUAGAAAAUCUGAGUUUCUUAGGAGAUUAAGUGACCUUAAUUUAUUAUAGCUUAUUUCAUUAAUGCGUAUGCGCUCAGAUGAAAGCUUGCAGUAGGAGAAGGAAGUGUCUUGUUGUCUCAAGGAGUGUUCUCUAGGAGCUCUCUUUCAGUUCCACUUCAAGCAUUUCAAUAACUGUCGUCCGUUUGGUGGGUGAGACGCAGAGUUGGAUGAGUCACGUUCAUUGGUUUCUUUAUUUCUGUGCAACAAUGCUGAUUAGGUCAUCAAAAAAAAAAA
Molecule: messenger RNA, 3528 nt
Organism: Scleropages formosus (Asian bonytongue)
Lineage: Eukaryota; Metazoa; Chordata; Actinopteri; Osteoglossiformes; Osteoglossidae
Gene: nck1a
Product: NCK adaptor protein 1a
Exons: 5
Coding region: 197-1339 (380 amino acids)
Biological process (GO): positive regulation of endoplasmic reticulum stress-induced intrinsic apoptotic signaling pathway; negative regulation of PERK-mediated unfolded protein response; ephrin receptor signaling pathway
Cellular component (GO): cytoplasm
Molecular function (GO): receptor tyrosine kinase binding; ephrin receptor binding; signaling adaptor activity
Source: RefSeq, a predicted model, not a curated record